Molecule: messenger RNA, 5401 nt
Organism: Oncorhynchus mykiss (rainbow trout)
Lineage: Eukaryota; Metazoa; Chordata; Actinopteri; Salmoniformes; Salmonidae
Product: RNA binding protein fox-1 homolog 3
Biological process (GO): nervous system development; regulation of alternative mRNA splicing, via spliceosome
Cellular component (GO): cytoplasm; nucleus
Molecular function (GO): mRNA binding
Source: RefSeq, a predicted model, not a curated record
CACGCUACUGAGACACGCUAGCAACAGUAGAGCCUCUGAAUCCGCUCUGCCCCAAUCACACACUGGCUAACAGAUCACUUCACACACACCAGCCCUCCCUUCUCCUCCUCUUCAUCCUCCUCCUCUCUCUCUCUUUUGCUCACUCGCUCUUCUCGCUUACUCGCUUCUCCAUCACUCGCUCUCCCUCGUUCUCUUGCUCUGAACACUUCCUUUGGUAGCGGAGGAGUGUGUGACUGUGUGUGUGUGUCCAGUGCAGGGAUAGCAGCGGAGAGAGAGAGAGAUAAAGACGGAGACAGAGACAGAAUGCCAGCAGAGUGACAGCCAGCAGUCAGUAACAGGACAGAGAGAGAAGAGAGAGGACCUUGAGACUACGACUAACUGGCAUCAAUGUGAAGAGGUCUCAGAGAUCCAACGACAAGGUCAGAAACAGACACAAGACCGGGACCAAGCGUGAAGAAGAGUAUAGAUGCUGAGUGUGUGAUAGAAAGCGAGGAGCAUCAGACACCAGUGGACAUCAUCUUUCCAGACCAAGUUCUUUUGAGAUUGCAGAUACAACAAGGUUCAGAGUAAAGAAAGAUCCACACCCUUCUGACUCCACCUCACACCCUGACCCUAACAGUUGCAUCAGUCAUGGACAGAAACUGAGACAGAGUAUUAAUGAUGAACACCCGGAGGUUCACUGGGCAGCACAGAAGUCCCUUCACUCGCCACUGUCAGCUGUAUGGAUAACCCAAGCUGGGCAGAAACCAAACCAGGAACUGGCUUGUGUAAGCAGCAGGGAACCAUUGCUCUUUUUGGCAACGUGGUGUACAGCGGCCUGCUCAACGAACAUAUCUGGCAUUUCGGGAUACCCAUCGUCACCAGACUGGGUAACCAAGAGGCACCAGCCCCUCCUGAAGCGAUGGCCCAGCCCUACCCACCAGCCCAGUACCCCCCUCCCCCCCAGAACGGUAUCCCAGCGGAGUACACCGCCCCCCACCCUCCUCACCCCCACCCGCCGGCAGACUACACGGGGCAGAGUGCAGUGGCUGAGCACGCCCUAACGCUGUACGCAGCCACACAGACACACAGCGAACAGACCGGCAACGAGAACAACACACCCACCCUCACCGCCACUACAGUAUCGCAGGCAGAAGAGGUUGCGCAAACAGAGGGCUCCCAUCAGCUCCACCUGCAGCAGUGUGAUUCAUCAGAGAAGCAGCAGCCCAAACGGUUACAUGUCUCCAACAUCCCUUUCCGCUUCAGAGACCCAGACCUCAGGCAAAUGUUUGGGCAAUUUGGGAAGAUUUUAGACGUGGAAAUAAUUUUUAACGAGCGAGGUUCCAAGGGUUUUGGGUUUGUAACAUUUGAAACGAGUGCAGAUGCGGACCGUGCACGGGAGAAACUAAAUGGUACAAUCGUAGAGGGACGCAAAAUAGAGGUCAACAACGCAACAGCACGAGUAAUGACAAACAAAAAGGUGUCAAACCCUUACACAAACGGCUGGAAGCUGAACCCCAUGGUGGGAGCUGUCUAUGGUCCUGAAUUGUAUGCAGUGGCAGGUUUUCCCUACCCUAGUACAGGAGCGACAGUAGCCUAUCGCGGAGCUCAUUUCAGAGGAAGGGGGCGGGCCGUCUACAACACAUUCCGCGCCGCGCCCCCACCCCCACCCAUUCCUGCCUAUGGAGCUGUUGUUUACCAGGACGGCUUCUAUGGUGCAGAAAUAUACGGAGGUUAUGCAGCAUACAGAUACGCCCAGCCAGCAGCCACAGCUGCAACCGCAUACAGCGACAGUUACGGGAGAGUCUAUGCAACAGCAGACCCAUAUCACCACACGAUUGGUCCUGCGGCCACGUACAGUGUGGGUACUAUGGCUAGCCUAUACAGAGGAGGUUGCAGUCGCUUCACUCCCUACUAGAGAGAGAGAGAGGGACAAACGCCUCCCUCCUUCUGCCCCCCAGCAAAACAAACUAACAAACAAACAAAAACAACUAUCAAACUAAACUCAUACUUCCUGGUGGGAAACAAAAACAACUAUCAAACUCAACUCAUACUUCCUAUUGGAAAACAAAAACAACUAUCAAACUCAACUCAUACUUCCUAUUGGAAAACAAAAACAACUAUCAAACUCAACUCAUACUUCCUAUUGGAAAACAAAAACAACUAUCAAACUCAACUCGUACUUCCUAUUGGAAAACAAAAACAACUAUCAAACUCAACUUGUACUUCCUAUUGGAAAACAAAAACAACUAUCAAACUCAACUCAUACUUCCUAUUGGAAAACAAAAACAACUAUCAAACUCAACUCAUACUUCCUAUUGGAAAACAAAAACAACUAUCAAACUCAACUCAUACUUCCUAUUGGAAAACAAAAACUAGAACAAAACACUUCCAGCUCCAAAAACACAUGAACCCCUGGUCAAGAAUCUCUCAAAUUGAUGUCUCAUUUUAAGACUUUUAUUUGACCAUAUGCAUUGUCUUUCAUCGCUGUAUUGUAAAUGAUGCUAUUUUGAAUUUCCUGUAUUUCUCUGGGUUGAGAUUGAUGGUUUAUUGAAUGUAAGAAAGCACAUAGUGAGAGAGAGAGAGAAAUUGGAGAUGAGGGAAUACAUGUAGGUCUCUCACUUUUCUCUCUCUUCAAUAAAUGUUAAAAUAUUGUCAUUAAUUGAACACUUUCUCAUUGACAAUAGUAUUUCCUGGUGCGGUUUGCUGUCUCUGUAUAAUGUGAGUCAUACAGAGGGAAUUCACCAACAAACAGAAAAAUGCUGCCUCUGUAUUUUCCUCUCUUUAAGUGUGUGCUCUCAAACUCGGCUCCUGUGGGAUGUGUCUGUGAUUGCGGGUUUUAAUUCCAACCCAUUUUCUGUACCCUUAUUGUUUCAAUUAGUCAUUUUCCCAAUAUACAUUAAGCCCGCUAAUGGUCAGCAAUUCCAGUUUAAGCAACAAAUUUCAAACUGCGUUUUAUUAAGUAAGUAAAUGGUACAGCCGGCCUAUUUCAUUCCCUUAAGGGUAUUGGCUGGACCCAAAGCCUACAGAACAGACCCAUAAUAACAAGCCUUUAGUUUGUAGACCUGAGACUUCUUAGGCUAAUGAGAGAAACAGAAACUCACUCAGCUGGGUGGUUGUCUCUAGCUCAGUUGAUAGAUUAUGGUGCUUGCAACCUCAGGAUAGUGGGUUUGAUUCCUGUGACCACCCAUUUGUAAAGAAAUGUAUGCACUCAUGACUGUAAGUUGCUUUGGAUAAAAGCAUCUGUUAAAUGGCUUGUAUUAUAUAUCAAGAGGAGUUUGAGCUGCAACAAAAUGGCUGACAGGAAGUAGUAUUGUAGAACUCUGCGCAGGAGGAAGUGAUGUAUGGUAGUGGAGUGGAGGAGAGCCAGAGACAGAAGAGAAAGCACGACACUCGACUUGCUAAUUUCUUCUGAUAGGGGCAGGGCCACUCUGGCCUACUUAUCGCCCCCACCCACGGAGGCGAUGCCCCAGAGCGAGACAUCACACUGGCAAAAAAAUGUUGGUCGAGCGGAUCAGACAGGGCAGGUGGGGUGAGUGGGGAGGGGACACUAAGUAGACCAGAGCCAGCUGUACCCGUUCUCGCUUGAGCAUGCCAGAUAUUAUGGAGGAAAGCAUGCUCACGGGAGAGAGGGGAUGCCCACUUAAACAGACAGGAACCUUGACAAAAAAAAUUCAAUGGUUAACGGCCUGAGUAAACUAUCUUAUUUAACCACCAUCUUUGGGAGAGCUAUGGCAGCCAUUGCUGUGUGGCCUGGGCAGCAGCAGCAUUGUGUCAGAGAGAGAGCAUUGAUUGUGGCACUGAGCCAGAGGCAGAAAGUAUCCCAUCUCCACAGAAUGGCUUUAAAGGUACAGCACUCUAACUUUGCUUGCACCUUGAGAAAGCUAGGCAAAUUGCAACACAUUGUUUCCACACACAAACGGAAAUUGAGCGUACAUUUUUUUGCAACCAGCAAUCAGAACGAUUUAUAUAUGUUUGACCCUUGCCCCAAUCUGCCAUUGUUGGUUGUGCUCGAGAAGGAGAUGACCACGCCUCUGAGUGACACUGAUGGAAGAGAGGGAGGCUUCCCAGCAGAAGCCAGACCGUAUUUUGUUGUCAAAUAGAAAGGCUGCAUUUUCAAUGCAAUUUGUAUACACCAAAAAUAUUUUUUUUAGGUGGAAAAAAUGUUGUUUUUUCCACUAUUACUGCAGAUAUAUUAUGGACAUUUUCUGAAAUUACAAUACAGAAAUAUGACAUCAUGUUCUGUUAAAGCGGAACACAGCGUUUCUUUUACACAAUGACACUUUUGUAUGGUUUCCGUUUUCCUCUACCAAAUAAGCUACAGUAUCUACAAAAUAAGCAAUAAUACAUCAUGUUGAUAUUGCUGUGCAUUCUUUCAUUGGUCAGUUUUUCUUUUCAGAAAGAGUCCUUAAAUAUCUCAAGUCAUUAUUUUUCACCAUGCCAAAAUGAAUAAUUAACACUAUUCAACAAAGAGGAUGUUGAAGGGAAAUGUUGAUGGAAACUUGUGGUGUAAUUAAAAUGAUGGAUAUAUGAUUUAAGAGGAGUGAAAGGGCCCUGAACUCUCUUCUUCACACUCAUUUGUUUUUUAAAGCCUGCAUGCACUCUUUCUAAUGUCAUUUUUAAAUCAUCACUGUAUGUCUAAUAUAUCACUGUAUGUGUUUAUUUCAUUAAAAUAACUCCAAAUAUAUUUUUCAUGAUUUAUUUACCUGAUCCUCCUUUUGCUCAGUCUGAUCAUGUGGGCGUGUUGAUACAAAUGUAAAUAUAUUGACAUUCACAGCCCUGAUUGGCGGAUAGGAUCCUCUAGACUAAAACCUGACCUGAACAGGCUGAAAUUCCAGGCAUUUAUAUUUCCAAACAGCUUUUACACCAAAAGGGCAUUAUUAUCAUCACAAUUUCAGAGUGUGGAGUAUAAUUGAAAUAUAAAAACAUUUAAAGUGGAAAAUCACGUGGUUGACUGCACUGCUGCUUUAAUGGAUCAAAGUGUCUCUGUUGUUGUUGAGACUACCAUGUCUCGUCCCCUGAGAUUGGCUAAUGUUCUUUACUGGAAUAAUAUCUACACUAUAGGCUUGUACGAUAUGGAAGAGAGAAGAGCACAGGCAGAUAGACACACAUGCUGUAUUGAUUAGGCCAUUGAGUUGUUACCUUGUAUGGUAGCAUGCUGUGUUCCAGUCCCAGACACUGUCCCAUAUAGACAGUCUGAUAACCGGAGACAUCUGGUGCAUCCCAAUUGAACUGAGCCUUUUGACCCUAUGGGCCCUGUUCAAAAGUAUGGCACUAGAAAGGGAAUAGGGUGACAUUUGGGACACACCCUUUAGGUGCAUAGGUGGGAGGGCAGAGAGAGAGGGAGGUAGGUGCUUUUAGAUUUGUGACUGACAUUAGGAAGGAUGUUAGGACUCCCAUAGGAGAAGAUGUUCAGUCUUAC